GAUAUGACAGACAAGACAAUGUCUAGUGCAACUGUACACCUUAGCAUUCCUGGAGAUUGGAAACUUUGGUACAAGCAUAUGCUAGAAUAUGCAAAGGACAAGAAGGUAUCAGACUUCAUCAAUCUUGACAAACCUGAUAUCUUCUCUGAACUAGAAGAACCUCUGGAACCCGAGUGUCCAGAAGAGGCCACCGCGGAGGCCAAGAUAGCAUAUGACAUCAAGGUCACUGCGUGGAAAAUCAAAUAUAUGAAAUAUGAGAAAUUGAAUGAAGUAGAUGUCAAUGAAGCAGUUCUAGAAGGAAUGAUUCUGAAGCAAUCAGUUUCUCAAUCUAUCAAUUAUCAAUCUAUUGAUCAUCAAUCUAUUGAUCAUCAAUCUAUUAAUCAGCAGAUCUGA
Messenger RNA from Blastomyces gilchristii SLH14081, 393 nucleotides. RefSeq lists its product as uncharacterized. Lineage: Eukaryota; Fungi; Ascomycota; Eurotiomycetes; Onygenales; Ajellomycetaceae. The transcript has 2 exons. The record is from RefSeq and is a predicted model, not a curated record. The coding region runs from base 4 to 393 and encodes 129 amino acids.